UCACCGAGAUAUGCCGGAAACGCAAGAAAUGCUCAGUGCCGUGCGCCGUCAAGUCGGGAAUCAAAAUGGCGACGUAAAGAUGGGACGAGGUUACUGGAUAGCAAUAUUUGGGAAAUAGUGCGAUGUCUCGGUUGGCUGACUACUUCGCCAUUAUUGGAUAUGAUCACGAGAAAGACCGAAGUGGCAGCAGCUGUGGCAAGGUGAUCCAGAGAUUCCCGGAGAAGGACUGGGACGACUGUCCAUUCACACAGGGCAUAGAACUGUUUUGUCAGCCAACAGGAUGGACUCUCUCCACUCAGAGACAACAGCCUUCCUUCUACGUCGCUGUUUUGACCGACAUCGAUGCAGACCGCCACUACUGUGCAUCCUUCACUUUCUACGAGACCAUCGCCAUGACGCCCACCCACCCCGACGACCAAGACGGGGACGACCAAGAACCCAACAUGGUUCAUCAUUCCCUCAUGUUUGCUCCCAAAAGUCUCGUGCUCAUGUCCAGGCUCGACUACUUCGAGGCUUUCAGGAACUGCCUGGGGCUCAUCUACACGGUGUACACGGAGAACCUGCAGGUGCAGAUGGAGACCAUCGUGGGCAACAUCCUGGGCUGUGUGCAGGUGCCCCCUCCAGGUGGGCCCCAGGUGCGGUUCUCUAUAGGAGCGGGUGAUCGGCAGGCACUCCAGCCCCCUCUAAGUUCAACACUCCCAGUAACAAAAUACAACGUAGCCCUCGUAUUUGACCAGCUAGGGAUCAACAACGCAAUGACAGUGUUCACAGCAGCCUUGACUGAUCACAAGAUCCUGUUCCACUCAUUCAGCUACUCACGGUUGACGGCAACAGCCCAUGCCUUUGUGUCUCUCAUGUACCCUCUCAAAUAUAGCUACGUGUACAUCCCUAUCCUCCCAGCCUCCCUGCUGGAGGUACUCAACACGCCCACACCUUUCAUUGCGGGUGUGCACGCCUCCCUGCGCAAUGACGUGGUUGAUUUGGUAGGUCACUUGGAUGUGAUAAUUGUUGACCUAGACGGAGGCAGUGUGAGGAUACCAGAGUGUGUCAGCAUCCCCAGCAUCCCUGACCCCAUACUGAACAGGACCAUGAAAGCUUUAACCAGGAUUCAAAAUACAGAAUUACUGAGUGCUGACUAUGCAUUUCCUCCAUCACCACGGAAACCCUCCCCUGCUACUCAGAGAGACAAGGAGAUCCGGGCUGUGUUCAUCCGCAUGUUUGCCGAUAUCUUCACUGGUUAUCGUUCUUGUCUCACCAUCAUCCGUAUCCAUCCCGAACCUUUCAUCACAUUUCAUAAGGCCAGUUUUUUAGGUCAGCGAGGUAUGGUUGAUGAUGAUUUUAUCCUACGUGUGCUGGACGGGAUGGGCUUCGGUGCGUUCGUGGCUGAGAGGGGGCCGCCAUACAGAGUCUGUGAUAUUUUUGAUGAGGUGUAUGCCACUAUGCAAGACCACCUGCGGGAAGAGCGGCUGAACCCCGACAAGAUGAUGGAACAUGUGAAGGACCUGGCUCACCAGCUGCAUCUCCAUGAGAACCCCAACCCCCAGCCGUACGUCCAGAAGGUCCCCAAGCCAACAGAAGGAGCGUACGCCCGCAUCCACCAGCCACCAUUCCAGAUGUUGAACGCCAACACAGUGCAGGACAUCAUCGACGAGGGCCUCGCCAAACACAGUAUUAAGUCUAAGUUGGCCAACGUUCGUCCACACCAGUGUCGGAUCGUGCCGAUGGGCAUGCCGAUCACGGCUCUCGCAGACAAGCAGAGGAUGGUGGAGAACAACGCGCGGAGGCUGGAGGUGCUCAGGAACUGUGUCAACUUCAUCUUCGAAAACAAGAUCUCAGAUGCAAGAAUUAUAUUCCCCGCGGUGCUGCGAGCGCUGAAGAGUCGUGUGGCACGGCUGGCACUGACGCAAGAGUUGAACUACCACGUGCAGUCUAACCGGGCUAUGCUGGAGAAUCAGCAGUUCGACCUGGUCGUUAAGCUUCUCAACUGUGCUCUACAGAACGACUCGAACCUGGAUGAAAGUGGGGUGGCCGCUGCCAUGGUGCCUCUUGUCACUGCAUUCUGUCGAAAACUGUGUACGGGAGUGCUGCAGUUCGCCUACACCUGUGUCCAGGACCAUGCCGUGUGGGCCAACCUGCAGUUCUGGGAGCAAGCCUUCUACCAGGACGUACAGAAGCAGAUCCGGCAGCUCUACCUGCCGCAGUACGAGGAACACCUGGUGGUCAAUGUCAGCCGGGAGGGGUCCCGCAGUCCGUCGACACCCAGAGAGACUGGGGACUCAAUUAGCAGUUGGAGUAGAUCGUCAUCAACGACGUCAGACUCUCGGCGGUCAGGUUCUGCAUACAAGACCCGGGAAAUUGGUGCUCUGGAGAUAGCAGCUGAACAGCUGCGCAUCUACACAACGCUGAACAAGAUGACCCAGCAGGAGCUGAUCAACAACGAGGAGUCGACGGUGUACAGCCAGGCCAUCCACUACGCCAACAGGAUGGUGUUCCUGCGGGUGCCGCUCGACGUCAGUCGAUCACUGAAAAACACCCAGGGCCUGGACGGCGAGAGCAACAGCAACAGCAACAUCACAGCUAGUAUUGCUGAAAGUGACAGCUUUGACGCUGAGAGUGGGUUUGAUGAGACCGAGACAGUAGACGUGGGGUCGACAGUUGUGAGGUUCGUGACCAGGUUUGUGGACAAGGUCUGCUCCGAGGGAGGAGUCACACAGGAGCACAUCAAGUCCCUCCAUCAGAUGAUUCCAGGUGUGGUGGCCAUGCAUAUCGAGACCCUGGAGAACGUCCACAAGGAGAGCAAGAGGCUGCCACCAAUACAGAAGCCGAAGAUCCUCACUCCGUCCCUACUCCCGGGAGAGGAGGUUGUGAUGGAAGGACUGCGGGUGUAUCUCCUUCCGGACGGGCGCGAAGAAGGGCUCGGGGCGUACAUGGGAGGACCCACGCUACUGCCAGCAGAGGGCGCUGUCUUCCUCACCACCUACAGGAUCAUCUUCAAGGGCACGCCGUGUGAUCCUCUGUCGUGCGAGCAGAUCGUGAUCCGGUCGUUCCCAGUGGCCACGUUAACGAAGGAGAAGAAGAUCAGUGUGCAGUACCUGCCUCACCUUGACCAGUGGCUGCAGGAGGGACUUCAGCUCAGGUCCAAUGUGUUCCAGUUGCUGAAGGUAGCAUUUGAUGAGGAGGUCGGGUCCGAUAACGUCGAGACUUUCAGGAAGCUGGUGAUUAAGAUCCGCAACCCACCAAGUGUGUUCAACACCUUUGCGUUCACUGGUCACUUGAUCCAGCAAGCCACGCCUCUACGUAAACAGAAGGAGAAGAACGCCUCACUCAGGCAAUUUGCCAAGAGAACCCUUCUGAAGACUGCAAGAAAAGCUGGGCUGAAAUCCAAGCAGUCAAACAGAAAGACGAAGUAUGUGUUGCCGACCCCACCAAUGCAGAGACGGAACAUAUCGCCACGGUCAUCGGACAGCGAGUCAGAGCGCCCCAACAGUGAAGCAUUCGAUGAUCUCUCCAUAAUUGAUGAGGGAGAGUUCACCACAUCACUCUCUAGCGAUCCGAAGAACCUGGAGCGUCUGGUGGAGAAGACUGGUUACCAGGACUACCAGCGUCUGGGGCUCGGCAACCUGUCAACUAUUGGACAGAAGUCCCGCUCAGAACCAUUCAGGAUAUCCGUUGUUAAUGCCAACUACUCCGUGUGUAGAAGUUACCCUGCCUUACUGGUUGUACCUCAAGUUGUUGCUGAUGAAAGUAUACGAAAGUUUGCCCGCUGUCAUCGUCAGUCUAGGUUUCCUGUGAUAACAUGGAGGCACCCGCGAACGAAAGCAUUACUACUGCGCGCAUCUGGUCUACAUAGUCGGGGCCUCAUGGGCAUGCUCAGACACAACCAAACAUCAGGUACUUCAAGCGGGGAAACCUCAUCAAGUUUAGAACAAGAAAAAUAUUUUUCGGCUCUCGUGGCCGCCACACCGAGCAGUAACCGAUCCUACCACUCAUCAUACAGCGACUCCCUGACCAGCCUUGACUCCCUCAUGAUGGUGGGCACCGACACGCUGACGAUUCCAGAAACACCCGACCCCUUGCGGCGUAGCAUCUUCAGCAAGGGCAGCACGGCCAACAGGGGAAGCACUAGCGGCAAACCCAAACCAACAUUGGAAGAUGAAUUUGACUCAGCACAAGAUCAGCCGAUGAGGGUCGCUAGACGUGGGUCGUUUGUGCAGACUAUGAAUCGCCUGCGAGCUAGCAUCGGCAAAGGCGGCAUUGGUUUCGGAAGUAGUAGCACGUCUCUGAACAGGAUUGGAAGUCUGCGGGAGAAAUCCCGUUACAGUUCUCCAGACACACGGUCACGUGCACAAAAUGGCAGCUUAGACCACCGUGGUGAUCUGAUCAACAGCUCCGUGCAGGGUCUUCACCGAGUGUCCCUCUAUGUGCUGGGAGAGAAGACACAGAUGAAGGGCAUCAAGAUGGAGUCAUUUCAGAAGUGUGACUUUAUCCCGGUGGACUUCUUCGAGGUGCGCCAUGUCAAGGCCAGCUUCAAGAAGCUGAUGCGUGCAUGUGUCCCGAGCAGCCUGUCUCCAGAGGCCAACUUCUACAAAGCUGUGGAGGAGUCCGAGUGGCUGCUGCAGAUCCAGAACGUGCUGCAGUUGGCGGGGGCCACAGUGGACCUGCUGGACGUCCAGGGAUCCUCUGUCAUGAUCUGUCUGGAGGACGGCUGGGACGUCACUUCACAGGUGGUGGCGGUGGCGGAGAUUCUGCUGGACCCCUACUACCGGACAAUUGAGGGCUUCAAGGCGCUGGUGGAGAAGGAGUGGCUCUCUUUCGGUCAUCGCUUCACACACCGCAGCAACCAGACAGCUGCCAACCAGGCCAGCGGCUUCGCACCGGUCUUCCUGCAAUUCCUGGACACAGUGCAUCAGAUUCACCGCCAGUUUCCCCUGUCCUUCGAGUUCAACCAGCACCUCCUCAAGGUCGUGGCCUACCAUUAUGUCUCCAACCGAUUCCGAACAUUCAUGUUGGACAACGAGUUCGAGCGUGUGGAGGCAGGCUGGCUGCAUGAAGAUAAACGUCCCUCCAAGCUGGAUGACGGCGAGGAAGACCCCCUGGGGGGGUUCUCCCCCAAACACACAACCAACACGAGCGUGGGCGGGUCCAUCUGGGACUACAUCGAGAAGCAGCACAGGCGAUCGGCCAUGUUCUACAACUUCAUGUACAGCCCCGAGGAUGGAGACACGGUACUACGUCCCUACUCCAACAUCUCCAACCUCCGCAUCUGGGACUACUACCUGGCCGAGGACCUUGCACACGGCCCGACCUUCGACAUGGAGGUCGUAUCCAAGGAGAUCCGGCAGAACGAGGACCAGGAAGCGGAGGCUAUGGGCAUCUCUCGGAGGAAGAUCCUCAACGCCUGCUACGAUAGCGUCAUGCUGCAGGAACCCAACUAUUUCCAUGGACAGUUCCAGGAAAUUCACCGGCUGGAGACGGACCUGGGUCAUCUGCCCCAGAAGUGGAAGGUACAGUGGGACAAGCUGGAGUCUCCGCACCGCGACCACGUCCAGCGCCAGGUGUCGUUCAACACCCAGAUGGUUCGGUCUCACGGCCGCUCCAUACACAAGCGCUCCACCCUGGAGAUACUAGUGCGGGGCAAAAUGCUGGGGGAGGCGGCCAGGAUGUUCACCCAGCCCCAUCACUUCGAGAAGACCACCUUCACCACCCCCAUGUACUGUGACUACUGCACCCACGUGCUCUGGGGGCUGUCCAAGACAGGAAUGCGCUGUGUCGACUGUGGCUACAACUGCCAUGACAAGUGUCAGCCAUCAGUCCCCAAGAACUGCACCAAGCUGAAGACGAUGUCCGACGCCAGUGCUAGCAGCUCCAGUAUAUCACGGACAGGAGGCUCAGACGCCAGCUCUAGCUCUGUUGAUACUCUGUCCUCAGCCACCACACAAGCCUUCGAGAACUUCCCCUCCAGUCUGGGCGACUGCAGUCACAGCACCCAUGAGGGAUUUCUGUACAAACAGGGGGCGCUGCUCAAGGGGUGGAAACAGCGCUGGUUUGUGCUCGACUCCAUGAAACAUCAGUUGCGCUACUACGAUGCGAUACAGGACGGAAACUGUAAAGGCUUCAUUGAUCUGGCUGAGGUGGAAUCAGUGCAGCCUGUCAAGAACCACCCGGGCGCAUCCAAGAAAUCAGAAGAAAACUCUAUAUUUGAGAUCCGCACAGUUAGGAGGCAGUACAACUUCAUGGCUGCCAACCCUGUUAUGGCCCAGGAGUGGAUAGACAAACUUCAAAGUUGUAUACAGUAGUGGAAGAUAGCAAGCCAAGACUUUAAGUGCUAUGUUUCCAUGACAACAGUGUGGCUGGAAAGAUGCUGGACCAGUUUAUACUGGCUAGAGUGGUACACUUUUAAAGGGAACAGAUUGAAGCCGGCUUAAACUAGAUUGGACCAGAUUGUACAGGAGUUUGUAUUUUGAGCAAGCAUGACCAAGUUUUGAGCGUGUACGUGAGUGUGGGUGAUAGUCAAGUCUGCAGAUCUCAACCAGCACUGAAUCGUUCACCAGGGUCAAACUUGGCCUCAUUGUACGACCACCCCAAAGAGUACUUGGCUCUCUCAAAUGCAACUUACAUGGAGUCAAGCUAUAUUUUUCGCCAUGGUCAUGUGUAUGGAAGACAAGCCCUGUGGUGCACAGCUAAACCACAAUGGAACUAUUCGAUUUGUAAUACUCAACUUUGGGAGUAUCUACAAUACCAGUGUUUGAAUGUGCACCCAUGUAAGCAUGUAAACCACAUGUAGCUGUUCACAUGACACAGUGUCCUGGGAAUACGUGAAUCUGAUCUCUGCUACGCUGUCUGACCCCAGACAAUCAUAGGAAGGGAGUACUAGCCUUCUUCUCUAGAUUGUUGUAGGAGUCGAUCUCUAGGUCCAGUAGUCAUAACUUAACAGCAUUAGAUGUAGAGGUUGUGCACAGAGCUGGUGGUCGCCCUGUAUAGCUGCUGUCCUGGAGCUAUGGGAGUAGAGGAUGUGGACACAGACCUGAAGAUGCUGUAAUGAUGUAUCUUUCUGGCCUCAUCGACAGCAGCAGCAUCGUCUUCAUACGGUAGUCUUCAACAUCACAAGAAUACUGUUGCUGUUGUUGUCGCAGGAAUACGGAAGUCUUCAACGUCACCAGAAUACUGUUGUCAUCGCAAGAAUACGGUAGACUUCAUCAUCACCAGAAUACUGUUGUCAUCGCAGGAAUACGGUAGUCUUCAACAUGACAAGAAUAUUGCUGUUGUCAUCGCAAGAAUACGGUAGUUUUCAACAUCACAAGAAUAUUGCUGUUGUCAUCGCAAGAAUACUGUAGUCUUCAACAUCACAAGAAUAUUGCUGUUGUCAUGGCAGGAAUAUUGCUGUCUUUAUCAUCACAGAAAUAUCAUUUUGUUGAAAAUCUCCAUCAAAACCAUUUUUUGUCAUCACAGGAUUACUAUUGUCUUUCUCUCAGAAAUAUUUACCAUAUAUAUUCCCAUGACAACCUUAUAAAAAGGACACAAAGUCUUGAUAACUCUCUGAUUGCUAAGUCUACAUUUGACCUAUUGCUGGAAUAUUGCCAUGAAUGGAGUCAAACCUAACUCACUCCUCACUUAGGCAUUACAGUCCAUACUAUAGCCAUCAUCUCCAGGAAAAGGUUUGUUCAUCAAUUUACAAUCGAUCACCUGCAUCAAGAUGCAAAGUCUGUCACCUGCUGAUGCUGUGAAGGAUACUGUUGGUAGUCAUGGCGAUGCCGUAGUUCCAUAAUGUCUUGUAAAUGUCUGUGUGAUAUCUGUGUGUGAGAUACAGCGAAGAUCCAUCAGCAGUCAGCAUCUCUGAGAUGGCAUACGGAACCUGCAGUGUGUUCAACACUGAAGUCAUCAAUGCACUGGUAGUUGUUUGUGAAAGAUGAUAAAAUGUUUGACUUCACCAAGUCAAGCAGGGCUCCAUCUGUACCUCAAAUGCCUAUUAGCCCAAAUAGCCCCACAGUCUGCAACCUUGGCCACUACUUCGAAGCCCAAGUCUAGUAAAAAUCUGUUUGGUCUAGUAAGCUCAGUAAUAAUAACAACCUAUAAUAACACUAAAUUCUCCUGAAAUUGAUGCUGGGGGCCACCUUCAGGCUAGUCUCAAAAGGUUUAGGCACAGACUGAUAACAUAUGAGGGCAGCCUAUCCAUGGGAAAUUAGCUAGCCCUUGGGGUACCUUCAACAUUAAACAGACUGACUCGGGCUAGCAGGCUGGUGCUAUUGUGCAUCCCUGGCCCAGUGAUGAAGCGUUGAAAUUCUACUGCUGGGAAUGCCAGUGUUUAGGGCAGUCUCCACUUAACCUUCUCUCAUCAACACCUGGAACAUGGAUUCUCAAACAUUCUAUGUGCCAGUGCAGUGGACUACAGAAACAAGAUCAACAGGAGGAGUAAAUCCUUGGUCAGGGCAUUGCUGACAUUGCUUGUCCAUGUUCUGAGAUGAUGUCAAUCAGUGUGUUUUGAGGCACUGCAACAUGGCUGCUGGAGAACGAUGAUGUUUGUUGUCAGACAGCAGCUGUGGAGUCAAUGGAAUAUCGUCAACAUAUUAUCUUUUUACUGUUAAGUCAUGUUUGUGUUUCACUUCAGGCGUCAAGCAUGCAUUCAUGGAACUAAGUGCCGAUUUGAUCCGCGUUAGACCUUCAUCAGGGGAGUCCUUGAUGAUGAUGUCACAGUCACUGGACUUGCUCCUGCUGGUUCCGGUCGAGUGAGACUUUGGUGCAGAAUUGAAUUACAUUCUCUUCAAAUAUGCGCGGGUCUUGUUGUCAAGAGACCGAUCUGGAUGAGUUUAUCUGCAUUUAUAGAAGAAACGCGAGAGCAGUUUGCUGAGUUGUGUGUGCUGUGAGUGGGUGUGAAUGACAGGGCUUAUUUAUACAUGUGACAACUGCCGCUGUACAUGCUUCGGAUUUCAGUGCGUUUGUCAUUGUCGUGUUUCCAUAUCAGAAACACAAGUUUUAGUAUCUGUAUAAAACUGUGUGUGUAUGUAUAUUGAGUACCGGUAGUCGUCUGUACAGAUGUAUUCUAGAGAUGUUGACUUGUGGGAUCAGUGUGUCGUACUUCAUCAUUGUUUGACUUAGUGCUUGUAUCCAUACAACUAUUUCUCCAUGACAGACAAUCUGCAUGUGCUGUCAUGGAUGGCAGGCAACCAGUCCUUUAUUACCUUGUGUGGCAUCAUGUUGAAGGUAGCAAAUGAAACAUUAAUCUAUAAUUUAAUACUUUAAAAUUAGUUUUAGAAUUGAAAAUGAAUCAGAUAUGAAUAACCUAUAAAGUUGAUUACGGACAACUUCACAUAUAACAAUAUAGUUGUGAUUUCAGUCAACAUAUGGCAGGUGUCUAGGGACCAUCAAAACCAGUAUGUUAUUCAUGUGUGUUAUUCACAGUUGUCAAUUUAUUGUCAAUCCAGGAGAUUGGAACUUGACUGGUGAAAUUUAACUUUUCCCUCGGACAUUUUCCUAUAUGGAUUUGACCAUGUUUCUCCACUCUGUUAUGUCUACAAUUGACAGUUAGUCCUGGAAUUGACUGUUGUGUCUGAAUUUGACUUUGUUAAAUCUAGAUUUGACUCAAAAUUAUAUGUGAAUUGUACUAUGUUAAAUCUAGAUCUGACCCUACGUUAUAUGUGAAUUUGUAGUUACGGAUCAAUCCUGAGAAAUUCAGGUACCUCCGAUGCAUGUAUUAGAUAUGAUGAAUCAAUGUUCAACAGUGAGACAGCAGCAGCCUUGCCACACAGGGUAGUGAUGAUGAUUGUGUAUGGUAUCUGUGUAUAUAGACUUGGUUCUCUCGACCACUGUCACUAUCAGUGCAAUAUGGCUGCUCAACAAUGGUUGUCGUGCUCUAUGCAUAAUGCAUCACUAGACUCAAGACCAUUGGGGCAGGCUAGGUAUUUAUUUGCUCAUAUAGUUUUUUUUGGUACGACAUCCUUGCAUAGUUUCUUCUUUAUAUUUUUAUAGGUAUGUUUUUCAGUAUUAUAUGUGCCACAGUCUGUGAACUGCAUUGUUGGCGUGGAGAUGCAGCACUUUGCCACAAAGCCUUACUUUACCGUUUGUCCUGGAAUACUGCUGACUUGUCUCCCUUUAGGACAUGCUCAGUUUGAAUCUGUGUAACUCAUUGGACAAAUGUACACAACAUGAGAAUUAGACCUAAAUAUUUUUGUAUUGUUUGAGAUGUGUCAGUGUAGGAAAUUAGCUAGAUUAUUGUGUAUUUCAUGUUUUUUAUUUCACAGCCUUCUGAAACACUUUGGUAAAGACAUUUAAUGUUGGAAAGACUGUCCUGCCUCCCUAACUAGCAGACCGCAGUGUCUUAUAUAAGAACUCUGAAUUUGAAGAAGUUUCAAAUGGCAACAUUACAACGUAACCUUCAUUUCUCAAAGACAAUAUUUACAUUAUCAGGAGGGUGUAUCAUGAAAGACUUAAAUGAAUUUUCUGUUAUCUGUUGAUAUAAGCAUAAUGUGAAUUUGGUACUGACUUAAUAGUGUUAAUGCGAUCUCUAUUUAGUGGGAACAGAUUCCAGUCCCACUGUCCCCUAUCUGGCAUCCUUAGUCAUCAUUCAUACCCGUACUCGUCAGUUUACUGAAGUUGCCAUCAUCUGCAGCCUCAUCACUUAGCUUUGCUCUCAUCUAUAGCUGACACUUGGCGAUAUGAGAUACUGUUCAACACUGAACUCACAUACUCCUCCAUCUGAUCUCAGACUGUUGUCCUCCACACAGCAGCACAUUCUUCAUCAGUAUUGCAUAAUGCUUCACACACCACUGGAGGCCACAGUACGGCCAUGGAGAUCAAGGGAGAUAAGUCUGUUGUCAUCCCAGAAUCUGCUGAGCCGUUCAUUUCCGUGAAUGAAUAUUUUCAUAGAAUGAAGUUCACAUUUUAAUGUGUCGACAGUUCAUCCCGUUUGUACACAGUGUAUGCUAUAUUUAUAGAACUAAGUAAAUCUUUGUCAACUUUAAUGUGAAAUCAAUUUCCUAAACUCCCAAUAAUAACAUAUACACAUAUAACUGUCAUAUAACACACUAGCUCGAUAACUUAUUUAUAUCAUGAUUUGAUAACAAUGUCCAUUCUUUACUACAUUUUAAACUUGAAACUCAGGAUCAAGUAUUUUAGUAUAAAGAUUUUAUUAUUACCCUAUUUUUUAAUUCAGUCAAUAUUUAAAGGGUUCCUGAAGAUGAACUUAUUUUGCAAGAACCCAAUGAAUGUCAGAGGCUUUGUGGCAAAACUGUUGUCUUUCAUUUGUUGAAUUUUGUCCUAGUUGUAUAUGUACUUGUUUUUGUGGGAAAUUUUAAGAUGGAUUCGAUAAUUUGUACAUUUAGGCUGCUUUUAUCAACAACAUUGAUGUUAUUUUAUCUUGUACAGUCAUUUGUCUCUGUCGGCAGUUGUUAUUUGAUUACAGGAGGUCAAAUUAGUUUUAUCUGCCUAUCUGCAAUGCUGUUCUAGAUACCUUCCUUCCAAUACUUUUGUUGAUAUAGAUGUGCUCCUCCGUUUCUACAUUGUUUGUAGCAUGCUUCAGGCAUUGAUAGAGGCAGGAAUAUCUAAUACCCAUGAUCACAGACAGGACAUAUUAAUGUUAAGAAAUCAAAUUUUGUAUGUGUAACGUAAACGUUUAGCAUUACAAGAUAUACUUAGAUGGUACCCUUAGAAAACGUGACAAUGGGAAAGUGAGAAUUAUAUAUCUAAAUAACAGAUUGACUUGGAUCAAGGCACAACAGAUACAAGGAGAACAAUCCAGUAAAUGUCUCGUACACUGCUCAGUGCUGUGAUGUAGCCUAGUGGUUAAAGUGUUAGCUCAUCAAGCCUAAGCAAUUGGUUCAACUCCCCACAUGGUUUCAGUGUGUGCUGUCCUUUAGGCAGAGAUAUAAACCGUGAUCCAUGGUGACUCUGCAAGCUAGGAUAUAUACAUUGAUAUGAUGUGUAUGAAGUCAGUUCCUGGUAUCCAACACAGUCACAUCACUCUCUCAGGACGCUCAAAAAGCUUAUGACAAUUUUUUGUUUCGGGAAAUAUAUUGAUAAGGCUAUGUUUACCCAGAACUGAGAUGCCAUGAUUGUUUUUAUAGAUGAGUGCAAGAACUAAUAUAGCUGUUCAGUUGAACUAUUUGUGAUUGUUUUACAGAUUCAUGUUUAGGACGUGCCUGCUCUCUAUCACAGCCAGUGUUGGAAUUCCACUCCUUAAAUCAUGUGGUAUAGCUUAAUUCUGUUUUCGAGCCAUAUUGAUCAAGAAUUUUCAAAGUUUAUUACAAAUUCUGUAAUAUUGUUUGGCAUGAGCACAAGUAAAACUGUGACAGGUUUUAGUGAAAAUUGACAACAACAAACCAUGGUCGUGGGAGCAGGAUCCUCUACAACUCUACAAACCCUCCAGGUUCAAACCCUCUCCCAUUACCACCUACUCUUCAACCUACCCUACUCCACCAUUCUUAUGUCAAGCCCAUGUCAACUUGUCUGCCAAUCAUUCUUUACUGAUCCCAUCAGCCCUUAGUCUUCUGUGUAAACUAUUGCAUUCAGUACACUAGUUGGAUGCUUUUAGAGACUUUGCCCCCCUGGGAAGAUGAGGUGAGGUGAGGUGAAACGGGGCUGAACGCUGUGUUGUUUGUGAAGAGCAGCACUGCAACAGUUCCAAUACCCACCCCACCCCCAUGAAGAUCACUACAUCAAACCUUUUCUCGUCUGUAGAUCAUGAAGAUCACUACACCAAACCUUUUCUCGUCUGUAGGACUUGAAGAUCACUACAUCAAACCUUUUCUCGUCUGUAGACCAUGAAGAUCACUACAUCAAACCUUUCCUCGUCUGAAAACCAUGAAGAUCACUACAUCAAACCUUUUCUCGUCUGUAGGACAUGAAGAUCACUACACCAAACCUUUUCUCGUCUGUAGGACAUGACAAUCAUUACAUAAAGUCACAUCUCAUCUGUACAUGAUGGCAAUUACUUUAUUGAAAACUAUCAUUAUGUCUCCCUAUACCUUCCCCAUCAUGAAGAAAACCUCAAUAUGUACCUUUACAUACUAGAUGACACCCACACGUGUACCUUUACAGUCAAGAAGAAACCCUCACAUAUGUACCUUUGCAGUCAAGAAGAAACGCUCACAUAUGUACCUUUGCAGUCAAGAAGAAACCCUCAUAUGUGUACCUUUACAGUCAAGAAGAAACCCUCACAUGUGUACCUUUACAGUCAAGAAGAAACCCUCAUAUGUGUACCUUUACAGUCAAGAAGAAACCCUCAUAUGUGUACCUUUACAGUCAAGAAGAAACCCUCACAUGUGUACCUUUACAGUCAAGAAGAAACCCUCAUAUGUGUACCUUUACAGUCAAGAAGAAACCCUCACAUGUGUACCUUUACAGUCAAGAAGAAACCCUCACAUAUGUACCUUUACCGUCAAGAAGAAACCCUCACAUAUGUACCUUUACCGUCAAGAAGAAACCCUCACAUAUGUACCUUUACCGUCAAGAAGAAACCCUCACAUAUGUACCCUUCCAAGCCAUGUAGAUAAUCAAGUGCAUUGUAGAUGUUUGUGUUUGGCUGCUGACCGGCUGCCUACUGGGCCUGACAGGCAGGUUGUUGUAUAUGUGAUGUCCGUGUUAAGUGUACAGUCCAUCACCGACCCCCACGACCUUUAUCACAGGUCAGGCUGCAGGCACUUACACAUUGUCUACAGUCACACAUUGUCCACACUUAAGGGCUGAGUUACUUGGGCAUUUGUAGAAAUUCUUUCUUAUCAUGCAUAAGAAUAAUGUAGAUAUAGUUGAGGGUAAGAAGGCGAACAGGAAAGGUAGAUUUAGCAGAGUAUGAAAAAUUACAGUAGAAACACAAUCAAUUAAACUAAAGAUUUCAACUAAAUGGUGUCAUUUCUUACAAAGGCAAAACAGUGCAACAGUAGGGCUUCUAAAAGUAAUAUUUGAUGAACAGUGUUUUCUUGGCCAAUCAAUGAAAUUGUUUUUUGAUGGCAAAGUUACCAUCACAAAACACAAAAUGGAACAUGUGUUAACAUUGAUUAAUGCCAACUGCCUUUGUCAGGGCAGCAGAAAUGCAGGUAUUGUCCUAUGUUUGUAAUCUCUCUCAGUUUCAAACCAUGGGAGAUAAUACAGUGAAACCUCAUUAGUCCAGAAACCUGCUGUUCCAGACAUGUACUGUGGGGAAUGUCUACAUAUACAGGGGACUCCAUCCUCAUCAUUUGGUAUGGCAAUAUUCUGUUUAUAUGGUUCGGAUUAACAAGGUUUCAGUGUAUGUCUUGUGUUAAAUCUGUUCCUGAGGAGGCAUGAAAAUAGACCAUGGACUUUGUGUUUUCACCUCUCAUUUAUCAAGCUUAUUGUCAUGUCACCGCCAUCCCACUCCAUAUCUGGUCAUGUUCAUCAUAAUUUCACAUCAACAUCAUACAGCUCAUGAUGACAACCUCAUCUAAGUUAUCAUUCAACACAUCCUGAUCAACCAUGUUAUUCAACCUGUUAUCCUCAUGUAGUCAGUCAUCCAACUGUUAUUGUGGUACAAAUACUUUACCAUAGAACUCUUGAUCAUACAUAUUGUUACCGACUCUUAUCCCAGUUGAAUUGUAUAGCAGUGGCAUCAUCCGAGGUGUGUAACAGUGUUAUUGCUGACUUGUGCAACUGUUAUCCUAGGUUAUAACUGUGUUAUCAUCCAAAGUAUGUGACAUGUCAUUGCCCUAGGUGUGUAACAGUGUUUUCCUCCAAGGUGUGUGACAUGUUGCCGGGCUGGAUGUAUGACAAGUGUAUAACAGUGUUAUCAUCAGUGGUAUAUGACUGUUAUCCCCCUGUCUGUGGUCUGUCAUAUAUGUUCUGUGAGUCCUAUGUGUAGUACAGCAGUCAUUGUACAGGUAGUAGAUAUUUUACUGGUUUUAACAUUUUAAUAUUGACAGUGUUCAGUGGAUUUCAUACUGGCGAUACUCGCCCGUCAUGUCUUCAUCAUAUUUUUUUUUCUUUUGCAAGCCAGGAAAGUGGAAUAAAAUAUUAAAUAUAA
This is a messenger RNA of Haliotis rufescens (red abalone), 14965 nucleotides long. RefSeq names its product myotubularin-related protein 13-like. Bases 123 to 6296 code for a protein of 2057 amino acids. NCBI's taxonomy places the organism in Eukaryota, Metazoa, Mollusca, Gastropoda, Lepetellida, Haliotidae. The transcript is spliced from 41 exons. The record is from RefSeq and is a predicted model, not a curated record.